Messenger RNA from Fusarium odoratissimum NRRL 54006, 744 nucleotides. RefSeq lists its product as uncharacterized. Lineage: Eukaryota; Fungi; Ascomycota; Sordariomycetes; Hypocreales; Nectriaceae. Bases 1 to 744 code for a protein of 247 amino acids. The record is from RefSeq and is a predicted model, not a curated record. The transcript has 2 exons.
AUGCUCGCUAGCUCUCUUCUCAUCUUUACUUCAGCUGCUUUGGCUCUAGCCUCACCUGUUGAAUAUCAUGGCCGAAGUUUUAGCUGUGAAUAUGGAAAGCCUGUACCUGUGCUUCCUGUUAAUGGCGGUCCUUCCGAACUCCCCGCUCCUCCUCGAGAUGUAACUCUAAAGCACAUUGCCCUUGGGUUUGGUAUUCAGAAUUUUAGCUGCGCUGAGGCUGGUGUUACCCCUGCAGCCAUCGGUGCUUUGGCUGUGCUCUACGACGUUACCUGCCUCUAUCCAGGUCAAGCUCAUUCGUCUUUAAAAGCCAAGAAAUGGGCUUCUCUCCCUUCUGAUGUUCUUAAUACCAGAAAAGUCCCUCUGAAUCGCAAUGAUGACGGUGGUGCCUCGCUCACCAAUCCUUUCCCCAAGAAACAACCUCUCAAGGUUGAAGGUCUCCGCAAAAGCAUCCCCUACCUUGGUCGCCACUUCUUUAACGCUGCUGGUGUCCCCACUUUCGACCUCGACAAGGCCAGCCAGCUCUUCGUUGCUAAGAAGAUAGACGGUAUCAGGGCUCCCGCUUCUGCUCCCGCUGGCCCUGAAGGUACCGGCGCUGUUGAUUGGCUCUACCUGGGGGAUGCUGGUGGCAGCCAGGGCGUCUCCCUAGUCUACCGCGUCUUGACCGCAGGUGGUGCUUCUCACGGUUGCAAGGCCAAAGGCACCGACAGCACCUCUUACACCACUCUCUACUGGUUCUACGGUUAA